GCUCUUUUACAGAAAGCAACCAACUAUAAAAGGUACCAGGAUGCCGUCCAAGUCCUCCUCCCUGCCCUCCGCCUAGGGCAGCGGUCGCAGCCGCCCUGCCGCGCUCUGCACCCGGCGGACGCCAUAGAUGGGAUCCCACCGUACAGACUCCGAAAGCAGCAUCGCAGAGAGAUGCAAGAAAGUGCCAAAGCAAAUGGACGUGUGCCACUACCUCACAUUCCUCGUACAUACCGAAUGCCAAAGGAUAUCCACGUCGAACCAGAGAAGUUUGCUGCAGAACUGAUCAAUCGUUUGGAGGAAGUACAAAAGGAACGUGAAGCAGAGGAGAAAUUAGAGGAGCGCCUUAAACGCGUUCGAGCGGAGGAAGAAGGUGAGGAUGCAGAUAUCUCUUCUGGUCCCUCGGUCAUUAGCCACAAGAUGCCUUCUGCCCAAGCCUUUCAUCACUUUGCUCCUCGUUACUCUGAGAUGGGCUGCGCCGGGAUGCAGAUGAGAGAUGCCCAUGAAGAAAACCCAGAAAGUAUCCUCGAUGAACAUGUACAGCGCGUGAUGAAAACACCAGGCUGCCAGUCUCCGGGACCUGGCCGCCACUCUCCUAAGCCACGGUCCCCGGAAAGCGGCCACUUAGGAAAGCUGUCAGGGACCCUAGGAACAAUUCCUCCAGGGCAUGGCAAGCACGCAACAAAAUCAGGAAUGAAACUGGAUGCAGCUAACUUAUACCACCAUAAACACAUCUACCACCACAUCCAUCACCACAGCGUGAUGAAACCAAAAGAGCAGAUCGAGGCCGAGGCCACGCAGCGAGUGCAGAACAGCUUUGCUUGGAAUGUAGAUUCACAUAACUAUGCAACAAAGUCACGAAACUACACUGAAAACUUGGGCAUGGCACCUGUCCCCAUGGACUCUUUAGGCUACAGUGGGAAAGCAAGUCUGCUCUCAAAAAGAAAUGUUAAGAAGACCGAUUCAGGGAAAAGUGAUGGUGCCAGCUAUGAGAUGCCAGGAUCUCCUGAAGACGUGGAAAGAAACCAGAAGAUCCUUCAGUGGAUCAUAGAAGGAGAGAAGGAGAUCAGCAGGCAUAAGAAAACAAACCAUGGCUCUUCAGGUGCUAAGAAGCAGCUGUCCCACGAUAUGGUCCGACCUCUCUCCAUUGAGCGACCUGUUGCGGUGCAUCCGUGGGUCAGUGCCCAGCUCCGAAAUGUCGUCCAGCCUUCUCACCCCUUCAUCCAGGAUCCUACCAUGCCGCCCAAUCCAGCCCCCAACCCUCUCACCCAGCUGGAAGAAGCUCGCAGGAGGUUGGAAGAGGAGGAAAAAAGGGCUGGAAAACUCCCCCUCAAACAAAGGUUGAAGCCCCAGAAGAGACCAGGCAGCGGCGCGUCCCAGCCGUGCGAGAACAUCGUGGUCGCUUACUACUUCUGCGGAGAGCCGAUCCCUUACCGCACCCUCGUCAAAGGGCGUGUGGUGACCCUGGGACAGUUCAAGGAGCUGCUGACCAAGAAAGGGAACUACAGGUAUUACUUUAAGAAGGUGAGUGACGAGUUUGACUGUGGUGUGGUCUUCGAGGAGGUACGGGAGGAUGACACCAUCCUGCCCAUCUUCGAAGAGAAGAUCAUCGGGAAGGUGGAAAAGAUCGACUAAGCUCCGGGGCUGCCGAGGCGUGAGGACAGGACUGUGAAAGACUCUGGGACCGGAGGAGAGGGCCUGGGGCGAACGCUGGUGGUGCGACUGCCACGGGGGUUGGCC
Molecule: messenger RNA, 1737 nt
Organism: Phaethon lepturus (White-tailed tropicbird)
Lineage: Eukaryota; Metazoa; Chordata; Aves; Phaethontiformes; Phaethontidae
Product: axin-1-like
Exons: 8
Biological process (GO): negative regulation of canonical Wnt signaling pathway
Source: RefSeq, a predicted model, not a curated record